AUGGAAUUUGGCGACUGGAGAAAAAGUAUUGUUAACCAAUUACAAUUAAGAAAUAAGUACGAAACUGCAGCAUUUCAGGAUAUAAUUAGUUUUCAAAGUAGACUGUUUGAUAAUGUCAACACAUUGAAAAAUGAAAACUUACAACUGACAUUAGUCAAUGAAAGAAUAAGAUACUCAAACACAGACAGUAGUUUAUCUGGGGGCGGUGGUGGUAUAAAUGAAAAAAUACAAGCAUUAGAACAAAAGAUAUUAAUUCAACAAGAAGAGUUAACAUCUUUGCAUAGACGUCGAGGCGAAAGUGCUCAACAAAUCAUUAAUCUUAAUGCACAAGUGCAUGAUCUAGAAAGGCAAUUACAAGCUAAAGAUGUGGUAAUUUCAGAAAACACAGCAAUUAUAGCAUCACUAAGAGCCGAAAUACAAAUGUACGAAAGUAACAUGGUUGAACUACAGGGAUUGAAUCAAGUGUUGAGAGACGAGCAUCAAGCUUUGCAAAUCGCAUUUGCUGCUAUUGAAGAAAAGCUGAGAAAAGCACAGGAUGAAAAUCGAUCGUUAGUGGAAAGAUUAAUAAAAUAUAAAGCCAAAGAUGCGGAUAAAAUGAACGAAGAAAACGAACAUUUUCUUAAGUCAAGCAACCCUACCGCGUUUUUCAUCAACACGUUUGGUAGAGUUAGUUUCGGGAAGAAGAGUGACAAACUGCGUAAAGAUUUGGAAGAGGCCGCAAGAGAAGGCGGCAGCCGGAGUAGCGGUGGGUCACCCGGAGGUUCGGCCGAUGACAAAAUCCUAGACUCUAUGCCGUUUUAUGCGACUGCGUUGCCGAACAAAGUAGCUGUAAGAUUUGACGCUCACGAUGGGGAAGUCCAUUCCGUAAAAUGGAGUCCUACAGACCGAUUGGUCGCGACUGGCGGUGCUGACAGAAAAGUUAAAUUAUGGGAUGUUUCAAAGUUAGGUGUAGUGGAAAACAAAGGCACCUUGGUGGGGUCGAACGCCGGCGUGAUGUCGGUCGACUUCGACUCGACGGGGGCGUACAUUGUGGGUGCGUCCAAUGACUUCGCGUGCCGGGUGUGGACGGUCUGCGACCAGAGACAAAGGGUGAGUUGUAGCUUAUAACUUCCACAGUGCGACCAAGAUCUUGUUGCGCGUGGCAGAAAUCGGAACCAAUUUUAGGAGCACUGCCCGCUCACGUGUUCCCUCCUUACAACCUGGGAUCCUUUAAAUGAAGCGUGAAAAAGCAACAU
Chilo suppressalis (striped riceborer) is the source of this 1235-nucleotide messenger RNA. The record is from the annotation of a GenBank genome assembly. Lineage: Eukaryota; Metazoa; Arthropoda; Insecta; Lepidoptera; Crambidae.